ACCUGUGUCUUGUUUGUCACUGCUGUGUUUAACCAUGUGGACUGCAGGGUUUAUUUUGGGGUUCUCCUUGUGUGUGCUGAUUCUGGAUGUGCAUGGCAUACCAACAAAAGGCUCCAAAUCUCAUGGCCAGAGCAGUAGUCACCCAGGUGAAGGAGGUGAUGUUGGUUCUCACCCGGGAUCAGUCGCUGGCCACUAUGCCCCCAUGUACAGUGCUUCUAGAGAUGUCUCCAGGGCAGGGCAAAUGGUUGGACCAGCUCAAGCAGCAUACCCAGUUGGUGCUGGUGCUGUUCCUCUGGUAUAUCUACCAGCAGGAUAUGAUGCUGGCUCUGCUCAGGCUGGAGGUCCUGGGUCCAGUCUACCAGAAACCAAGUGGACCGUUGCUCCUAAUAUCUUUGAGGAAGGCUUGGCCAAAACCCAGACCCUUGACUCCAGCAUGCUUCUCCCUCAAAACCCUGCACCAUCAGGACCAGUCCUCCAGUCUGGGGAGACAUCUAAUGCUAUGAAGGAAGCUGAACUUGGGAACUACCAGCGUGAAACAGAAAAAUUUGGCUACCCAGGUGCCAGCAUGGGGCCUGGACAAGGACUUCCUAGUUACCCUAUUCCUUACGUUGGUGGAGUCUUCAGGGGUAGCCGUUAUCUCUACCCAGCCUCUCCGUACUUUGACUACAGGCUCCUGUAUGGCUUGUACCCUCCUGGCACCUACACCACCUUCAGCAAGAACCAAGAGAAGGGCAAGGACUACUACCAGAGCAUCCACUAUCUGAAAGAGCAUGCUCCUGAAACUACCCCUCCUGGGCAGCAGAAGAAAAUCUUCCCACAGAGCGCAUGAAGUCUUACAAUGGGUCAAGAAAUUGUAUCUACAAGUAUUGUAAGCUGCAUAACCAUCACAUUGUGGUAUGAAAUAUUGCUCUAAUAAAAUCUUGCAAAAGCAA
Molecule: messenger RNA, 932 nt
Organism: Nothobranchius furzeri (turquoise killifish)
Lineage: Eukaryota; Metazoa; Chordata; Actinopteri; Cyprinodontiformes; Nothobranchiidae
Source: RefSeq, a predicted model, not a curated record